This is a messenger RNA of Entrophospora candida, 1728 nucleotides long. The record is from the annotation of a GenBank genome assembly. Lineage: Eukaryota; Fungi; Glomeromycota; Glomeromycetes; Entrophosporales; Entrophosporaceae.
AUGAAACUAAAAAAUUCUCCAUAUAAAAAUAGAAGCUUUUUAAAUAUCGAACAAGAUGAUACUGCAAAUAUUAAUAAUUCUCCAAUUAGAAAAAGCAUCUUUGAAAAUUUUAAAGGAACGAUAACAAUUGAUCAACAACAUAAUAAUAUUGCAGAUAUUAUAAAUUCACCAAUUACAAGAAAUAUGUUUGGGAGUUUCAAAGAAGUUACAGCAACAACAAUAAAUGAUCAAGAUGCUAUAUAUAAUGAAAAUUUUCCAACUAGAAAAAAUCUUCUUGAAAGUUUCAAAAGAACCACGAUAAGUGGUGAUCAAGAAGAAGAAGAAAAAAUAUUAGAUAAAACACCUGGUACAAGUGGAUCUACAUGGAAAUUUAAUGCUCCAACUUAUGUUGACUUUCUUAAUGAUUUAACUGACGUAGAUGAUCAAGACCAAUUGUUCACAACACCAACUACUGGUGGCUCAGCAUGGAGAUUUAACGCUCAUCGAAAGAAAAUUAAUGGUAAAGAUGAUCAAUUAUUGGUCAAAACACCUGGUACAAAUGAAUCUACAUGGAAAUUUAACGCGCCAACUUAUGUUGACUUUCUUCAUGAUUUAACAGAAGUUGAAAAUAAAAAUAGCUUUGAUAUUACACCACGUAGAGUUUCUGUCAUGGAUUAUAAGGAAAAAAAUUUUACUGAACCUUGGAGUAAUUCCACAUUUAGUUCAAAAAUCAAAAACUAUCAGCUAACCCCAAUUCUCAAUAAAAACUUAUUAUCUGGAAAGAGGAAUAUACAUUCAGCAUCUGGAAAAAAGGUUACAUUUUGUUCUUCGGUAAUAGAAAAGGCAUCAAUAAAUACAAAAGCCAAAAAUAUCAAAUCUAAUAUUAAUGCAACAAGAAAUACCAGAUUUAAUAUUGGUGCAACUAAAAAAAUUACAGAUAUCAAUGUCAGAUCUAAUAUUGUUAUUCAAAGAAAACUUGUAACUGUUCCUAAAGAAUUCCAUUUCUCUAAAAGAUUUGAUCAAUUAAGACGUGUGACUGGUGAUCCCCCUCCGCCUAAAUUUUCUGGUGUCAAGUUCCAUGAUACUCAUAAUAAAUCAAGAAAGCAGGUAGCAAAAUCACCGAUUGUAUCAUUGGCUGAAAGGGUUAAAAUGUUUAUUCAGAAAACGCCCGAGAGAUUAAAAUCAAGAUUAGUAACGUUUCAUCCACUUCCUCCUUUAUCAUUUCAUCCGCCUACAAAACCAAAAUCACCAUUUUUGCAUACCAAAUUAAGAUCAAACAAGGAAAAUAAAGUUAUUAGGAAGGAUAAUAAGUAUAAUAAUAAAAACAUCAUCGAUAACAAUAAAAUUCAAAGAAACCAACUAAUUAUCUCGAAAGCAAAAAGUACUAUUUAUGCGCCAAAGAAAUCCAAUAAACCAUUGACAAAACCUAUUGGGUUCAAAUUUAAGACAGAGACACGUAUCAAAGAACGUAAAUUAUUUAAUGAGGAAAGAAAGAAACAUGGUCAACCUGAGAUCCAUAUUAAAAAGAUGAAGGUAAACGAUAUUAAUCAACAAGAAAUAUGUUUUUUACAAAAAACGACAACAAUUCAAAAACCCAUGCAUUUUGGAAAGAAUCUGCCAACUGGAAUUAAAACGCAACCGAGGAGAUUGGCUAAAAAAAAUUCACCAAUGAUUGGAGAAAAACGACGUCUUAAUAUGUUGCCAAACGAUCGAUUUAAAAUUAAAAAGAUUUUGAAGCGGGGAAGGUAG